UUUGACGUGGAUCGUCAUUCCGCAACUGGUGUAGUACACUACUGGUCGACUGUUUUCAAUAUAAAAUUGUGAAUUAACUAAUUCUACGUUACCACUUAUAUCAUGAGAAGGCUCAUAUUUGUGUUCGUAAUUAUACAUUCUUGUAUAAUCUCAAAAGCUCAAGAUCAGAUACAAUUUGUUAAAACCGAUGAAGAUAAAGCCACAGUAACAAACGUAAAAUGCGGUGCAAACAAUCCGAGCGGUCUUGUAUUCCGAUUCGGCAACGGGCUGGCUGACUUUGGAGAAUACCCAUGGAUGGUUGCAAUUAUUAAGAUCUCCGACACGUCAUCGACACAGUGGUCCGACAAAGACUACUUGAGCGCCGGAACUCUCAUACAUCCCUCCGUCGUACUCACCAGUUCGUACGGCUAUGAGAAAAUUAAACCUAAUGAGCUUAAAUGCCGAGCGGGCGAAUGGAACAAAAAGGCGGAAGAUGAGAACUACCUCCAUCAAGAAAGGAACGUACGAAGAAUUGUCACCCAUAAGGAUUAUUUUAAAGAUUCGUUCUAUAACGCAGUAACAUUAAUGUUUCUGGAAAAACCAUUCGAUUUGAAUGAGGCGCCGCACGUGGGCGCAGCGUGCGCGGGCCAGGCGCUGCCGGAGCCGGGGACUCAGUGCUUCGGCACGGGGUGGGGCAACGGAGCCUUCACUAAUGAAAGUGACAUACUCAAGAAGAUACCAGUUAAUCUACUAAGUGUUGCUGACUGCGAAACAAAAAUGCGAGAGACGAGAUUAGGGGAGAUAUUCCGUUUGCACGAGAGUCUCACUUGUGCGAGCUCUGCCGACGAUACUUGCAAGACUGAAGUGGGGGCGCCACUUGUCUGUCCAGUAAAGGGUGAAAGUACGAGAUACGUGUUGUACGGACUAAGCGCGUACCGUAUUCAGCAAGAUGGCGCCCCUUGCGCUUACGUCAAUGUUCCCGCCUUUUACAGCUGGAUAGGCGAGCGCAUGGCUGAAGAAGGCUUUAAAUCUGACUCAUAUACUUACGUACCUUAAGUGUAAUAAGCAUGUUGAAAUAAAAAAAAGAAUACA
Messenger RNA from Papilio polytes (common Mormon), 1071 nucleotides. Its product is annotated as anionic trypsin-like. Gene Ontology annotation, molecular function: serine-type endopeptidase activity. The record is from RefSeq and is a predicted model, not a curated record. NCBI's taxonomy places the organism in Eukaryota, Metazoa, Arthropoda, Insecta, Lepidoptera, Papilionidae. Bases 103 to 1035 code for a protein of 310 amino acids. Gene Ontology annotation, biological process: proteolysis. The transcript has 8 exons.